AUGUAUGGUACGAGAAGGAAGCGACUGCAGCUGAGUAGGGUUUUGUUCUUUCUCUCUGGAGUUUUUCUCUGUACCCUGUACCAGCUGACCAUCAGUGCUAGACUGCAAGAGCCUUUUCUCUUGCCUCAGGUGGGAGAGGAUUUUGAAGAAGGUUCAACAGAGGACGCCGAGGAGACUACAGCAGCAACUCCAGAGCCAAAGGAGGGUCUCAUGACAACAUAUGGAUUAGAGAACACAGGUCAAACUACACCAGAGAUGCAUGUGGUACAUUCUGUGGGUACCACUUCAGAUUUUCAAGCAUCCACCACCACUGAUUCUCCAACAUCCACAAUUACAAACCGGACUUAUGUUCAUUGCAUCUUUGUGGCUCCUGAGAUUGCACAGGAAACACCCAUACCAGAUCCAGGCCCUCCUGCAACCGCUGUCCCUCCUGCUCCUGGUGGAGCCCCGCAUAUGAAGGGCGAGUACCCUGAAGAUAUCUUUUCUGUGGAAGACCGCAGGCGAGGCUGGGUGAUCCUCCACAUCAUCGGGAUGACAUACAUGUUUAUUUCUCUUGCGAUCGUGUGUGAUGAGUUUUUUGUACCUGCUCUGGGAGUAAUCACAGACAAGUUAGCCAUCUCUGAUGAUGUGGCAGGAGCCACCUUCAUGGCUGCUGGAGGCUCUGCUCCUGAGCUUUUCACCUCCUUGAUUGGAGUCUUUAUCGCCCACAGUAACGUGGGUAUCGGCACCAUUGUUGGCUCAGCAGUUUUUAACAUUUUGUUUGUGAUUGGCAUGUGUGCUUUAUUCUCAAGGGAGGUGCUUCAUCUCACCUGGUGGCCGCUUUUCAGAGACGUAUCCUUCUACAUAUUUGACCUCAUCUUACUCAUCAUGUUCUUCUUGGAUAAUGUCAUCAUGUGGUGGGAGAGCAUGAUGCUGGUGACCAGUUAUACUCUCUAUGUGGUUUUCAUGAAGUUUAAUGUGCAAAUAGAGCGAGCCUUCAAGACACAACUUCACAAACACAAAAGCAUCGUCAAAAUUAUCGCAGUGGAGGACUCUGAAAAGACAGAUGAGGAUGCUGAAGAUAAUGCCCCUCCUUCUCCAGAGGACAAGAAUCGGUUGAAGGUGAAGCCUUCCCUGCAGCGAGGGGGAAGUUCAGCUUCUUUACACAACAGCACCAUGAGAAACACCAUCUUCCAGCUCAUGAUCCACACGUUAGACCCUUUAGGAGAGGGAAAAUUUAAGGAUAAGGCUGAGAGUCUGAGUAAUGUGGCUAGACGGACAGCAGGGAGAAAAACUCAGGACAAAAGUCAAGAUGCUGGGGGAGGAACUGAGCCGACCAAAGAGCCAGAUAGUGCCCCAGCUGCAGGAAAAGAGAAGCAGGAGCAGCCAGAGGACAAGAAGGAGGAUGAGCCAGGAGGAGGUAGUGAGGAUGGCAGAGAAGAUUCAGAUGACUCUGACAGUGAGGAUGGUGACGAUGAUGAUGACAGUGAUGACGACAGCGAUGAGUCCAGUGAAAGUGAAGAUGAGGAGGAGAAAGAAGAAGAACCUCUGUCUUUAGACUGGCCUGAAACACCGAUUAAACAGGCCACCUACCUCCUCCUGCUACCCAUAAUCUUCCCUCUCUGGCUCACAGUUCCAGAUGUCCGCAACCAGAAAUCCAGAAAGUUCUUUGUGUUUACCUUUCUGGGCUCCAUUUUUUGGAUUGCAGUCUUCUCCUACCUCAUGGUGUGGUGGGCCCAUCAGGUUGGUGAGACUAUUGGCAUCUCAGAGGAGAUUAUGGGUCUGACAAUCCUGGCUGCAGGGACGUCUAUCCCUGACCUCAUCACCAGUGUGAUUGUGGCACGUAAAGGCCUCGGGGACAUGGCUGUGUCCAGCUCUGUGGGCAGUAACAUCUUCGACAUCACUGUGGGUCUUCCGGUCCCAUGGCUCCUGUACUCAUCUUUUCAUGGUUUUGCUCCAGUGGCUGUCAGCAGCAAUGGACUCUUCUGUGCUAUUGUGCUUCUCUUCAUCAUGCUCCUCUUUGUCAUCAUCUCCAUUGCAUCCUGCAAGUGGAGUAUGAAUAAGGCUCUGGGUUUCACCAUGUUCCUGCUCUACUUUAUCUUCCUGGUGCUCAGUGUGAUGCUGGAGGAUCGCAUCAUUAUCUGCCCUGUGUCCAUCUGA
Messenger RNA from Cheilinus undulatus (humphead wrasse), 2139 nucleotides. RefSeq names its product sodium/potassium/calcium exchanger 1-like. NCBI's taxonomy places the organism in Eukaryota, Metazoa, Chordata, Actinopteri, Labriformes, Labridae. The record is from RefSeq and is a predicted model, not a curated record. Gene Ontology annotation, molecular function: calcium, potassium:sodium antiporter activity; calcium channel activity. Gene Ontology annotation, cellular component: membrane. Gene Ontology annotation, biological process: long-term synaptic potentiation; intracellular calcium ion homeostasis; long-term synaptic depression. The coding region runs from base 1 to 2139 and encodes 712 amino acids. The transcript is spliced from 9 exons.